UAAAAGUAAAAAAAUCCCCCACCUUUCUCUGUCUAAUAAACCUUAUUCCUUGUCAACUUAUCUUAUGACUAUUUAGUUAAUACUUAUAUCUUACUGUUACUUAUAAUCUAUAUAACUGAGAUCGCGUCUACUAUUUCAACAUGACAACAGUUACACAACAACCACCACCACAACAAGAUAGUUUAUACGUAUCUCCCACCAAUUUAUUAUCUCCUUGUGAUUCAUGUGUUACUAUAUCAGAAACUAAUUAUUAUAAUCAAUCCCAACCAUCAUCCAAUAAUCUUCAAUCUAUCCUUUACUCCAAUUUUGAUGAAAAACAAUUUCAUCAACAAUUAAUUGAAACUUUUUUACAUUCAAGAUCAAAAUUAUCUUCCAAUAGCGUGAUUGUAAAUAAUCAUAUUGAACCAACCACAACCACUGAACAAGAAAUUACAUUAAUUCAUAAUGAAAAUAAUCAAAUUGUGAUUAAAUUAUCUUCCAUCAUAAAUUUAAUUAAUACCUUUUUAUAUAAUCAUGGUGAACAAUAUCAAAUCGAUACUAAAGAUUUAACCAUCAAUCAUUUAAUCAUCUAUUUAUAUUAUAAUCAAUUAACUUUGUUUUCAUUUGAUAAUAUUGCUUAUAUUAAUCAAUUUAAUCUUUUCCAUCUUGGGAAAUGUUUAAAAUUCAAUCAUUCCAAUAUAAAUUUAGUUUAUUUGAAUAAAUUAAAAUUAAAUCAAUUUAAUACGUUUUUAUUAAGUGUAUUGAAUCAGAAUCAAUCAAGUUCGGCCACUAAUGUUUAUCGAUAUUUUAAUAUUGAUAAUUAUCUUUGUGAAUCAUUACAUAUUUCCAAUAAGAAUAAACAUAAAUUUUCAAAAUCAGUGGUUAAUAUGUUAGUUAAGAAAAUCAAACAUUCAUCGAUUGAAAGCAGUAGUACUACAACUACUAUUUCAAAAGAUUAUAUCACAACCACAUCUUCAGUUCAAUCAGUUGAUUCUUCAUUAUCUUCAUCGGCAUCAAUUUCAACAACUGCAAAAUCUUCUAAACCUUCAAAACUGAAAAAGUUUAAAUUCUCGUUAAAAAGAAUAUUCACCUAAAAGUAGGGGGUUUUCCUAUUAUCUUUUCUCUUAAUGCUGGCAUUUUUGGGUGGUAAUACUUGAUGUAUUUGACCCUGUAUGUAUAGAUAGAUCUAUAUAUAUAUAAUUUUGUAUUUUUAUAGUAGUGGUAAUUUUUUAAUGUAUAAUGAAUCGGGUUUA
Molecule: messenger RNA, 1232 nt
Organism: Scheffersomyces coipomensis
Lineage: Eukaryota; Fungi; Ascomycota; Pichiomycetes; Serinales; Debaryomycetaceae
Exons: 1
Coding region: 141-1073 (310 amino acids)
Source: RefSeq, a predicted model, not a curated record